UCCAAGCUCUAGGGUCAAUUCCAAACAGAUUUUACAAUAAGAAUCACCUAAAAAUUUGUUUUGCUUUACCAUUAUCACCUUUCAGAUCUCUGAAGCUAUCACAAUGGAGGGUAAUUGUCUUUGUAUGGAAUAGGGUAUAGGAAUGAUGACUUUUAAAUAUGACACGCUGAUUCUGAAGCUGGACAAAAGAAAACUCGCUAGAGUCUAUUUAUAUUUUUCUGCAGAUGGAGGUUUCUUGGACAUACCACUCAAUCUGCACUGAUGAUGUCCUUGAUGGUGGGGUCAACUUCAUUGCACAAAGAAUUUUCUUCAGGUGGAAGAUGCUAAAAUGAUUGACCUAUCCUGCCAGUACAAUGCGUGGAAAGACUGUGAUAGUGACCGGGGCGAACUGUGGCAUCGGAAAGGUGACGGUGGCGGAGCUGCUGAAACUGCAGACCCAUGUGAUCAUAGUGUGAUGGGACAAACAGAGGGCUGAGGAGGCGGCACAGGACAUCAAGAAUCAAGCCGGUCUGGAUCAGGGAGAGAUUGUCAUCAAACACUUGGACCUCACAUCGUUCAAGUCUGUGCACGUUAGCUGCAAACCUCUGGGAAACAUUUGUGGUGAAUCGCAAGCUCAUACAUGUGAAAAUAAUAAGUGGAAAAUGUGUGGCAAGUAAGAACUAAGUAAGACAGAAGAGGACUUUGAAAUACAACUUGAAGUGAACCACCUGGGCCACUUCCUUCUUUCCCACCUCCUGCUGGACCUGCUGAAGUAGUCUUCCCCCAGCCGGAUCAUCGUGGUCUACUCCAAACUCUACAAGUAUGGCAACAUCAACUUCGAGGACUUGAACAGUGAAUAGAACCAUAAAAAAGCUUUCUGCUACAGCCAGAGCAAUCUUGCUAACCUGCUUUUCACCCACAAGCUGGUCCGCAGUCUGGAUGGUACCAGGGUAAAUGCCCUCACUCCGUGUAUCCCAAGGACCAUGCUAGGUCAGCAGGUCCAUAUUCCCCUGAUGAUUAAGCCUCUUUUCUUACUGGCUUCUUGAUUGUUCUUCAAAAGCCCACUGGAGGGUGCUCAAACCCCACUGUACCUGACAUGCUCGCCCGAGGUUGAGGGUGUGUCUGGAAAAUGCUUUGCUAAUUGUCAAGAAGCCAAACGCCCCUGGGAUCUAAGUGAAAGCAUGGUGGGCUUAAAUAAGUGA
Xyrauchen texanus (razorback sucker) is the source of this 1181-nucleotide messenger RNA. It is a transcript of the gene rdh14b, whose product is annotated as retinol dehydrogenase 14b. The record is from RefSeq and is a predicted model, not a curated record. The transcript is spliced from 3 exons. NCBI's taxonomy places the organism in Eukaryota, Metazoa, Chordata, Actinopteri, Cypriniformes, Catostomidae.